GCGAACUUGCCACUAGCUUACUUUCAUUUCUUGAAGAGUAGUGGUUGCAGCGAGACCGUCGUCUCAUCCCUCGGUCGACCCCAUCGCCUUUUGCCAAUUGAAUAGUCUUCAACCUGUGCUUAUCUCGAAGCUUUUGUGAAAAGUAGGCAAUUAAACGAUUUGCAUUAGCAAAUAAAACUAUAUAUUUUUUCUUGCGGUAUUGUAUGGCAGUUGUUUGGCGCAUUAAGAUAGGGCUAUAAUCGGUAUGAAAUAAACAAUUUACUGAAUCCGAUUAGAUCACAAUGACAAUUUUAGUGGAAACAGCCCACCAAAGUUUUAUCACUUUGUGUGUAACAGUGAUAGUUUUCUGCAGUGUUUUAUUGACGGAAUCACGAACUCAUCACAAGGUUCAUAAUUUGGCCUUAUAUCCCGAGCGUCAUUCUUGGUGUCAGGCAAGGGAGAUUCGCCAAGAGAUUGCUCACCCACCAGAAUGUGCGCCCACAGUGAUUGACAACAUGGUAUGUCUGGGAGCUUGUUUCAGCUACAGCGUCCCCAGAGCUCAAGACUACCAACCCAUCGACCCUUACUGCGACAAGUGCGACAAAACGAUUUCUUCGUGGACUGUCGUAACUCUGAACUGUAGUCGCGAGUCCAAUGGGGAACAUUACACCUUGACACGAAAUGUGGAACUAAUUACAAAUUGUAGUUGUGUGGACUGUAACGACAACGGAAGGAGAUCGGAUUCCGGAGAAGACAGUGAUGAUUCUCACGAGGAGGACGUACCGGAUGCAUUGGAGGGGAACGACUUGACCAAUCACCAUAAGGGCGUCAUCCACACCCUGAAAAGCGUGUCCACUGAACUGCACGAGUACAACACGAAGCACGACCAGGACACCAUGAUCAACGACAACAAGAUUCCGUCCGACGAUGACGACGACCAUGAAGCCAUUGCUCGGCGUGAGCGACAAAGAGCCUCCAUCACUGUCGCCAAUGCGGGUGACGACGACGACUUGUAAUUCAUUUGUAGAAAAUUAUCAAAGGGAGAACGAGAUAAAUAUAUACAUUAAUAAAUUCUAAAACACGACGUAAAUGUUUAUAUUCUAUCCAAGUGACAAUAAAAAUUAUAAAUAUUUUUAGAUUUGGUUCAAAUAUUGUA
Molecule: messenger RNA, 1135 nt
Organism: Folsomia candida
Lineage: Eukaryota; Metazoa; Arthropoda; Collembola; Entomobryomorpha; Isotomidae
Product: neuroblastoma suppressor of tumorigenicity 1
Exons: 5
Coding region: 282-995 (237 amino acids)
Biological process (GO): animal organ morphogenesis
Molecular function (GO): receptor ligand activity; BMP binding
Source: RefSeq, a predicted model, not a curated record